Molecule: messenger RNA, 1825 nt
Organism: Fomitiporia mediterranea MF3/22
Lineage: Eukaryota; Fungi; Basidiomycota; Agaricomycetes; Hymenochaetales; Hymenochaetaceae
Product: kinase-like protein
Exons: 8
Coding region: 12-1487 (491 amino acids)
Biological process (GO): protein phosphorylation
Molecular function (GO): protein serine/threonine kinase activity; ATP binding
Source: RefSeq, a predicted model, not a curated record
UUCUCUCCUCCAUGGGCACAGGCAUUUUCUGCUGCUUUCCCGACCCUGUCGACUUUGACGCCGAUGUAAACCUCUUCCACUUUGAGCUCCAUAGAGCGAUCGGCAAGGGUGCUUUUGGCAAGGUCCGUGUUGUCGAGCACAAGAGGACAAAGAAACUUUUUGCUCUCAAAUAUAUCAACAAGGCGCAGUGCGUCAAGCAGAAGGCUGUUGCCAACGUUAUUCAGGAGCGACAGCUUCUUGAAGAAGUUGACCAUCCGUUUGUUGUGAACUUGCGGUAUGCAUUCCAGGAUGAUGCGAACUGUUUCUUUGCGCUGGACCUCAUGCUGGGUGGUGAUCUGCGAUUUCAUCUUGAACGGAAAGGACACAUUGAAGAGUCCGCCGUCAGAUUUUGGGUAGCAGAACUGUCAUGUGCACUGUCAUAUCUGCACAAACAGCGAAUAAUUCAUCGUGAUAUUAAGCCUGAUAACAUAUUACUCGAUAUCAUGGGUCAUGCACACAUCACAGACUUUAACGUUGCCAUUCACUACUCGUCGACGCGACUGCAUAGUUCCGUCGCAGGAUCACUUGCAUAUAUGGCUCCAGAAGUGUGUGGGAGAAAAGGCUAUUCAUGGCAGGCGGACUGGUGGUCCCUUGGAGUGUGCGCUUAUGAGUUGAUCUUUGGGCGCCGGCCAUUUGAAGGACGUUCGUCGGACUCGUUAACUGCCGCGAUUGUGAAGGACCAUUUACGCUUCCCCGAACGGGCACCGCAAAUUAUUAGUGAAGAAGGGAUCAGCGCACUUAGGCAGUUCAUUGAGCGGAAUCCGAAAAAGCGGCUCGGAUGUCGUGCGGAUGGGCAAAACGUUGAGGGCAUUCGUUCACAUCCUUGGUUGUCCAGCUUAAACUGGGAAGUUUUGGAAGAAAAGGACGCACAACCCCCUUUCGUUCCAGACAUGCGCAAAGCGAACUUUGACAUCACUCACGAACUUGACGAAUUUCUUAUGGUUGAAAAGCCACUCACGGCUACGAAACGGAAACAGAAUCUCGAUUUGGACAAAUUGGCACCUGAAUACCGACAAUUGGAAGAACAGUUCACGAACUUUGACUACACGAAGCCGAGACGAAUGUCGUAUUACCCACAUAACCAACCGAUUAUGGUGCCUGUACCGCAUGGUGAUGGCGAGCCUUCGUUGGAGAUUACGCGGACGUCGUCGCAUUCGCAACAUUCAGGUACGCUAGUUGUAGGCGUUACUACAGCAGGGAGUGGGUCUCGAACGGGAUCGCCCAUACACGAUCAUGCACCUGCGACGCAGUCACCACUCGCGUUGCCAGUGGAACCGGACCGAGCUGUUGUACGGACGCCGUUGAACGGUGACGGCGCUGCUCCGCAGAGCGGUAUGAAUGUCGGUGAGGCUCUUGCAGGGCCUGACGAGGUGCAAGCUGUCCCUCGUCGUUCGGCUGGUUCUGCAAUGUCUGCACGUUCUGCAGCGCCUGCGCCUGCGCCUGCAUAGUAUGUCUCUGCGUGUGCGUACACAUAGUACGAAUUAGGACUUGGUUGUUCUUCGGUGUCUAUGUUCUAUGUAUACAUUCUCGCUCUUCAUUUGUUCCUCUUGUUACUCCCGUCAUGUUCUUCGUACCUUUCCUAUCCUUCGGAAGUCUUCCUUGUCUUAAUUUUCAAUCCUUCUCUCGGAGCGACCCACUUUUUUUUCCAUCUUUUCCUCCCCUCCGUAUUACUCAUUCACCGUAACAAACCGACCUGACCCUGAAAGGAAAUAUACCUUUGUUUACGCAUAUAUGCACUAUGCAUUUUAACUAAUAAUGACUCUAACCUUACUUUAUACCUUAAUCA